This is a messenger RNA of Cercocebus atys (sooty mangabey), 4692 nucleotides long. It is a transcript of the gene GLCCI1, whose product is annotated as glucocorticoid induced 1. Gene Ontology annotation, cellular component: cytoplasm. The transcript is spliced from 8 exons. Bases 664 to 2145 code for a protein of 493 amino acids. The record is from RefSeq and is a predicted model, not a curated record. NCBI's taxonomy places the organism in Eukaryota, Metazoa, Chordata, Mammalia, Primates, Cercopithecidae.
CCAAUCACUCGAGUUCUGGUGGGGAGCCCCUAAGCCAAUGGAAAUGCUCGUUGCGGCAGCUGCCGGGUCCUGAGCGCUGGGAGGCGGUGCCGGGGGCGGGGUGCGGCUGGGGCGAAUUAGUUGCCAUUCGAGUGAGGAGUGGGUAGAAGCGGCGGCGGCGGCGGCGGCGCGGACUCCGAGGAGCGCCAGCACCUCGAGGCCCUUUCUCUCUACCCUGGUCCCCAGAAGCAGGGGUCCCGGCCCUCCCUGCAGCUGACGGGUUCUCCCGUGCGUACAGCCCCGCGAGGGCUGAGGAGAAGGCUGCGAGUGGCCCUCGGGGCUGCGUAAACCGGGCGGUUGCCCUGUCAGCGCGAUGCCUGGAGCAGUGGCUUCGGCGGCGGCUCCGGGCUCCUUGCGGCCCCGGCCGUGACCGCCACGCCGAGCCCAGCCGGGCGGUUGGGGCCGUUGGACGUUUGUUUUCGGAGCCUUCCCCUCCCCCCUCGCCGAGGCGGCGGGGGUGUGCGUUGGGGAGGGGGAGCCCCGAGACUCCUCCCCUACAGCGAUACCCCUGCCCCUCCCCCUUACACACUCGCACGCACUAUCGCGCCGGCUCCCACACGCUCGCGCGCCUCCCGCCCCGCGCCUCCGUGUCGGCCGGCGGCGUCCAGGGCCCGCAGAGCCACCAUGUCCACUGCCUCCUCAUCCUCCUCCAGUUCCUCUCAGACCCCUCAUCCCCCGCCGCAGAGGAUGAGGCGCAGCGCCGCGGGGUCCCCGCCCGCCGUCGCCGCAGCCGGGAGCGGGAACGGUGCGGGCGGCGGCGUGAGCUGCGCCCCGGCUGCGGGAGCCGGCCGGCUGCUGCAGCCCAUCCGCGCUACGGUGCCCUACCAGCUCCUGCGGGGCAGCCAGCACAGUCCCACGCGCCCGCCCGCCGCCGCUGCUGCCGCCUCGCUGGGCAGCCUUCCGGGGCCCGGCGCGGCCCGCGGCCCCAGCCCGUCCAGCCCGACGCCGCCGCCGGCCGCAGCCCCGGCCGAGCAGGCGCCGCGGGCCAAGGGCCGCCCGAGACGGUCCCCAGAGAGCCACCGGAGGAGCAGCUCACCUGAGAGACGGAGCCCCGGCUCGCCCGUGUGCAGAGCGGACAGGGCAAAAUCUCAGCAAGUUCGAACCUCUAGUACAAUAAGGCGAACCUCCUCUUUGGAUACAAUAACAGGACCUUACCUCACAGGACAGUGGCCACGGGAUCCUCAUGUUCACUACCCUUCAUGCAUGAAAGACAAAGCUACUCAGACAGAGUCUUGUUGGGCAGAAUUUUUUUCAGAAAAGAGGUCACAUCAGCUUUUUUUUUUUUUUUGGAGUGCUUUUUUUUUAAAAGAGCAGAUUGCCAAACUGAGACAGCAGCUACAACGCAGUAAACAGAGUAGUCGUCACAGUAAGGAGAAAGAUCGCCAGUCACCUCUUCAUGGCAACCAUAUAACAAUCAGUCAUACUCAGCCGUUGGACAUACCAGAUGGUCGAAGAGCUCCACUCCCUGCUCAUUACCGGAGCAGUAGUACUCGCAGCAUUGACACUCAGACUCCUUCUGUCCAGGAGCGCAGCAGUAGCUGCAGCAGUCAUUCACCCUGUGUCUCCCCUUUUUGUCCCCCGGAAUCCCAGGAUGGUAGCCCUUGCUCAACAGAAGAUUUGCUCUAUGAUCGUGAUAAAGACAGUGGGAGUAGCUCACCGUUACCCAAGUAUGCUUCAUCUCCCAAACCAAACAACAGCUACAUGUUCAAACGGGAGCCCCCAGAGGGAUGUGAGCGAGUGAAGGUCUUUGAGGAAAUGGCGUCUCGUCAGCCUAUCUCGGCCCCUCUCUUUUCAUGUCCUGACAAAAACAAGGUUAAUUUCAUCCCAACCGGAUCAGCUUUCUGUCCUGUAAAACUUCUAGGCCCCCUCUUACCUGCUUCUGACCUUAUGCUCAAGAACUCUCCUAACUCUGGCCAGAGCUCAGCUUUGGCAGCUCUGACCGUUGAGCAGCUCUCAUCCCGGGUUUCAUUUACGUCUCUUUCUGAUGACACCAGCACAGCGGGCUCCAUGGAGGCCUCUGCCCAGCAGCCAUCCCAGCAGCAGCAGCUUCUGCAGGAACUGCAGGGUGAGGACCACAUCUCUGCUCAGAACUAUGUGAUCAUCUAAAAAAGGGGGAGCUGGCCUCCACCCUAUGUUCCAUGGAUUAGGAACAAGAUUUCAGACAUCUAUCUGCAUGGAGUGACAAACUUUCUGAACACCACCACCACCACCACCACCACCGCCACCAAUACUUAUCAGCAUCAUAAAGUAUCUCUUAAACACUGAUCUUGGCAGGGACGGAACUCCUAUUCAGCAGUUUUUGUGGAAAGCAGUAAUGCUUGCAAAAUGUGUGUGUCAUUCAGCAUUUUAAGUGGAGACUAUGCAUUUCAUAGUAUGUUUGACAGAUUAGUACUGUGUCCUGUGUUUUGUUCCAGAUUCUUCAGUAUAAAUAAGCUCUAUAUCAAAAAGUUGCCUGUCUAAAUAGAAAAUGUCUUGCUGUGUUUUGUCCUAUGGAAAAUACUGUACUUCAGGAUUAUGUUUACAAUUGAUCCAGGUGUUUGUUUCUAACUUCUGUAAUACAUACAAUGCAAAAAAAAAAAAAAAAAAAUGGCCACAACAGUUGCACAGUGCCCACCCUAUGGCCUAGCUUCAGGUACUUCAGUUGAAGUCUAAACUCAGGUAACUUGGAAUGUAUAUCAUAUUGGGAUAUUAAAUAUUUCACAGCUAAAAAGCUAAAGAGGGAACAUCACUCUUUUGCCUUUCCUUAUUUUAUGCAUUUCCCUUUCCUCAUUACAUUCCACAUUCUUAGAAUAAGAAGUGCAUUCAAUCCUAGGAGAAUGAUAAUCCUGGACAUGGGUGAACAUGAGGAGAACCAGCAAAAUCUGUGGUGUUUGACAUCACUUAUGUCAUGUGGUUACAAGUAAAACAACUGUUGCAUUCACUGUUUCAACAUGUGUACAUGUGGCUUUUUUAAAAGUUCAGGUGUUGCUCAGUAAAGGACUGUUACAAUGUUGCAAAUAAAAUGUUCAGUACUAGACUGUACAUAAACAUUCCGCAUUGUGAUGAAAUUUAAAGACAGGAAUGUCUAGAGUUAAUUUCAAAAUAAGUGAAGUGUUUGACUGAAUGGUUGAGAUUUUUUUUUGUUUAUGUUAGCCAUCAGGGUCAUAACUGUUACCAUUUUAUCUAAAGACAUAUUUAUGUUUAGUUUCUCCCUUGGAAAUUAUUUUGCAGGUGAAAAAGUGACAUACUUUUGGUUAUUGUUUUCCUCAAGCAGUUUAGGUGCAUGAUCUUCCUUUACAUAGAAUACUUGGGUCUCAGAAUUGUUGCAACAUAAAUAAGCAGGUUUUUUGGUGACUUACAAGAGCAAUAGUUUGAAGCUAUCUCAUUUAGGCCUCUCAUAAUACAUAAUCAUGAAUAGUUUUGAAAUUUGCGACAUGUGAAGUAGAGCAGAAACUCAAGAAAAUAGCCUUUAACUUGCAAACUUUUGACGCAAGUUCUCCACAAAGUAUGAAGAGAGCCCUAGGCAUUCCUGAUUGGUCAGUGGGAAAGCCAAACUUUCAUUGUUUUCUUCAGUACAAAGAAUAUCCAAAAGUGAAGUUUUUGUAUUUGUAUUCCACUACUUUCAAUUCAAUAAAACCUAGAGUUGUUUCAUCUGCACCUAAAGUGUAUGGCACAAUUUUCUUAAGAAUUAGGGGAACAAUGUGCCUACAGUUAAAGGAACGUUUCAGUUCCCUUCAUUCAUUCCUGGGUUUUUCUUUGCUUAUUUUCUAAGACGGUUGAAGAAGGAUGAGUCUAUAGAAAGCAACACCAUUGAUUUUUUUUUUAAGAAAUGAUAUAUAUAUGUAUAUGUUUGUGUGUGUGCGUGUGUAUUCUGUGUAUUAUUUUGUCAUGAUCUCAAUUCUCUUCUUUCCACCAAAGUUUGCCGUAAUAUUUUCUCCUGAAGGUGCAUUCUGGCUCCUUUAAAUUAGUCAGUGUUAUAUUGUAGGAGACUGUCAUGGAAAAAAGGACUCAGUUUACUUUUGUCGUUUUCACAGGGGAACCUUUUAAAACAAUCUUUUCAGCAGCAGAUACCUUUAACCCUAAUAAUCUCAGGCCUUGAUGAAAAUACUCUAUUUUGUAGAUUAUGGUUAAAGGGAGAAAAUUACUAGUUCUGUAAGAUAAAUAUGAGCUCCAUUUAACUUCUGAUAUCUGGUUUAGCAUUACAUAAUAUGUUGAUCUUAUACUCUGCUUUUGUCCAAAUAAAAUGCAAUAGUAUCAAUAUCAAUUUCAGAAAAAUGGACUGAAUAUGCUUUCUUGGUGAUUAAAUCUGAUGUACGAUAUUUAUAGUGAUGUGCUUUUAUUUUCUCAUGAGAUACUAAAUAUUAAUUGUGUUGUACAUUUGUUCUUAGCAUAUAUUAAAGUUUUGAACCAAAUGUGUUAAAGCUUACGCUUUGCCAUGUAAAUUUCCCAGAAGUUGUUGAGCUCAAAUGUAUCCUACAUCCAGCUGUAGAAAUUUGUCAGGAAUUGUUUAAAUUUUGUAUAUAAUUGUACUGUUUAAUUCUAGCCAUUGCGCUGAACAGUAUUUGAGUUACCAUACAAUAUGGCUUUACACAAGGAAAUGUGUGGCUUUUGUUUUGUAUUUUUUCAGUAUAGAAGUUCUUGUGUCUUAUUUAAAUAAAGUUAUUAGUAAAACUG